AUGAAGUUCUUCAACGUCAUCGACGGCCAGCGUCGCGGCAGCGAUAACCACCACCAAUGCACAGACCCCCGUACUGAGGAACAGCUCUGGGAUGCUCCCCUAGCAACGACACAGGACCUCGAGGAAGCUGUCGCGGCGGCCCAAAAGGCCCUCAAAACUUGGUCCAAGACGUCAAUCGAGGAGAGAUCCGAGUACUUGCGCAAGAUUGUCGAUAUUUAUACCACUCACAAGGACGAGUUGAAGGAAAUCGUCAUGAAAGAAACGGGGAAAUCGAGCCUCAUGGCAGACAUCGAAAUUGGAAAUACCUGCAAUCAAACCAUGUACUACUCAAAUGUUCACCUCGAAGAUGAAGUUACUUUUGAGGACGAAAGGAUCAAAAUUGUCGCCACUCACCAGCCACUGGGCAUUGUGGGAGCUAUAUGUCCUUGGAACUUUCCCCUCAUCCUGUCAAACAUCAAAGUAGCAUCCUCGCUCAUCACCGGCAACUGCAUCAUCGUCAAGCCCUCGCCCUUCACUCCGUAUUCCGUCAUGAAAUCCGUCGAGCUCCUCAUCGAUGUCUUCCCUCCCGGCGUCGUGCAGGUGCUCAACGGCGGCGUCGAUCUCGGCAUAUCCAUGACCUUGCACCCAGGCAUCGCCAAGAUCAGCUUCACAGGGACCAUCGCCACGGGCAAAAGCGUCAUGGCGAGCUGCGCCAAGACCCUCAAGCGGCUAACCCUGGAGCUGGCGGGCAACGACGCGGCAAUCGUAACUGAUGAUAUUGACAUUGCAAAGGUGGCAGAACAAGUCGCGACUGGAUGUUUCUUCAAUGCGGGUCAGAUGUGCGUCGCAACCAAGCGUGUCUACGUCCAUGAUGCGGUAUAUGAAAAGUUCCUGGACGCCUUCAAGAGCGCGGUUGCCGAGAAAUAUGUCAUCACCAAAGAUGCACACGCACCCAGCUUGUUCGGCCCCGUCUCGAAUAAGAUGCAGUAUGAUGUUGUCAAGGAUAUCUAUGAUCAUUACAAGAAGAAUGGCUACAACUUGAUUGCGGCAGAGUAUCCCCAGGACUCCAAAGGCUUCUGGAUACCCCCGACCAUCGUUACAAAGCCUCCUGAGGACUCUAUCCUGGUCAAGGAAGAACAAUUCGGCCCGAUAGUACCCAUCUUAUCCUGGACAGAGGAGGACGAGCUUUUCCAGCGGGUUAAUCUGGAUAACGCCGGCCUCGGGGCCUCGGUCUACUGUAGUGAUGUAAGCCGAGCCGAGAGCAUCGCCAGGAGGGUGGAGGCUGGUACGGUCGCCAUCAACCUCCCCGAGAUACCGCACCACGGGGGUUUCUUCUCCGGCAUGAAGCACAGCGGUCACGGGGGCGAGAUGGGCAAGCAGGGCCUUCAGUCAUACUGUUACACGCAAAGUCUGCAGAUUGCGAAGAGUUGA
This is a messenger RNA of Colletotrichum orchidophilum, 1410 nucleotides long. Its product is annotated as aldehyde dehydrogenase. The record is from RefSeq and is a predicted model, not a curated record. The transcript is spliced from 4 exons. Bases 1 to 1410 code for a protein of 469 amino acids. Gene Ontology annotation, molecular function: aldehyde dehydrogenase (NAD+) activity. NCBI's taxonomy places the organism in Eukaryota, Fungi, Ascomycota, Sordariomycetes, Glomerellales, Glomerellaceae.